AUUCUAGACGGAUGAGCUGAUAUCGAUUCACCAGCCACCGAAUCAGCUCGCGACGCGCCCAUACUAAAGCCAUCUAAACGAUGUCGUCUUGGGCGUAAAGACCGCGAUUUAUUAUCUGAGCAACAAUCGUGGCUGGGGACAAAAACUAAAAUGGCCAGCGGGUGCAUUGGGGUCGAAUCAGACGUAAUCAAGUAGUCGAUAUGGACACACGCUUGCUGGCUGCACUGUUGCUGAUCGCGGCCUGCAGGGCCGACUCGGCCGAGGAUCCAGAUCUGGAUCAGGAUCAGCCGAGGGUCACGUUUAAGCCAGGUCGCUAUGUUCCCCAACUGCACGGUGCCACGGGUUGGUAUAUUCCGGAUAACAGUGGCAAGUACCGGCACGAUCCCAGGCCCUACGACGGCGGCUACGGAGAUCGUGGUGUUCCCUAUGAUUCCGACUUGAGCGGCAUUUUCCGUAAUGCCCAGCAUCAGCUGGAGGCAAAGGUCCAGGAGGCCGGCGAAGGCCUAUCCCUUGGGCCACGAGAUCAUCUGCGAUUCAUGAUCGACUUUAACUUCAAUGGCACCGGCUGGCAGAUAAUCCAGUUUCAGUGGGUGCGAGAUGGCGAUGAGGCCCAUCCAGAUACCAAGGAGUACAGCUACUUGACCGAGAACAAGUUGUGGGACUCGGAUCCGGCCUAUGAGUACCAGGAACCAGACGAUAGCUGUCAUGUGAACUGUCAGCCGGAGGCGGAGGAAUACCAGGGGCAACCGGAGCCGGAGCCUGUCCAGGAGCCAGUAGUGCCGCCAACUGAGGAGCAGCCGCAGUCAAGAAACAACAUCAAUUCAGAGCAGGACCCUGGCAAGAUUCAUGACACCAUCAACGAGGUCCUGGAGUACAUACAACAACGAAUCCUGCCUACAUUGCCAAUCGAAAGGAAAUAAAGUGGUUUCACA
Drosophila teissieri is the source of this 932-nucleotide messenger RNA. RefSeq lists its product as uncharacterized. Bases 201 to 920 code for a protein of 239 amino acids. The transcript has 2 exons. The record is from RefSeq and is a predicted model, not a curated record. Lineage: Eukaryota; Metazoa; Arthropoda; Insecta; Diptera; Drosophilidae.